AUGAAAUGUCAUCGACAAUAUGUUUGCUUGCUUUUGCAAGUAAUUUUUUUUAUCACAAAUUGUCUCGCGAAAAAUUUAAUACUUAACAUAAAUGUCAAGAAACCGAUUGCAGUAACUGAUCACGCAUUUCUCAGUUUCACUCUGGAUCCAGCAACGUUGCAGUACAAUGACUUUAUCAAAAAUAUCGAGAAAAGCAUGAAUUUGGCGCGAGGUUUGGCACCUGCUUAUAUUCGCCUUGGAGGACCACAAAGCAAUUUUUACAAUUUUGGACAAGUAUAUUCGCACGAGAUUAAUACGGAUCAAAAUGACAUGCAUUUUGGAACGCAAUGGACAGUUAUUUAUCAAUGGGCAAAGAACACCGGAUUAGAUGUAAUCGCGUGCAUCACUCCUCACUAUAUUGACAAAGAAUUUAAAACGGAUUCCACGGAUCCUAGGAACAUAGCAGAACUUCUCUCUUUCAGCGAUCGUAUGGGUUACAACAUGAGUUGGCAAUUGGGCUAUGAAUGCCAAACGAGAUGCGACUUAUCUGGCAAAGAACUAGGGCGAUACGUCGUCAACUUCCACGAAAUACUGAAAACUUUCCCAAGAUAUUCCAAUAGUUUAAUCACGGGACCAGACAUUGUAACAUAUAAAACGGCGUAUCAACAGAAAUACCUUCAGGAUUAUUUACAUUCGGCAAGUGCUGCGCUUUCUGCGAUUACAUGGCAUCCCAAUUUAGAUAUCGUUUCUUUAAACAAUAACAGCGUUUCCAUACAUUAUGAUAACAUGAUUGCCGAAAAGAAUGAGUUGUUUGAAAUAAUCAAUAGCGCAGAAAAAAAACCAUUAUGGAUUGUAGGCCGUGAAGUUUUGGAGAUAAAGCUUCAAUCCAACAAUGAAAAUUACGUGCAGUUUUAUAGUCAUUGCACAAAGCCUUCAGCGCUGUACAGCAAAGGAGCUGUUACGAUUUUCGGUACAAAUUUAACACCGAAGACAGUAACUAUUAGUUUAAAAGGUCUUAAAAUAAAAAUUCUUCACAAGUAUAUUUUAUUACCAGAGUUUGAAACUACCAAUAAAAUAUUUUCAAAGAAAGUUUUAUUAAAUAAUAAACCACUUAAUUUAAUAAAUGACAAACACUUGCCUAAUAUCUAUCCAGAAAUUAUUAUCAAUCCUGAUGGCCUUGAAUUAGAACUGCCUUCUGGUGGUAUAGGUUUCUGGAUUAUACCCAGUGCAAAGGUAAAAGCUUGCACUUGCUCUGAAGAGGAAAUAAUCGAGAACAAUACAGUGAAGAAAUUAUCGAAACGGCAUGAAAAUAGUAUCCAACAACCCAAUCACGAAGAAGAAGAUAUAAAUCAAUCAAAUUUAAAAAAUAAAAAGGUUUAUGAUAAACAAGAUAACAAAAAACAAGAAAAUAUAAAAAAUAUAAAAAAUGAAAGUCAGCAGAAAGUCUGGAGUUCUAAAUUACUUGAAAGAAUAAAAAAAUUUUUACAAAAAAAACUACAAAAGACAGAUAAAAAUGAAUCCUCCCAAAGAUCAUUCACAAUUAAUUUGGGAAAACAAGAAAAUUUAUCUGAGGAAGAACAACAAAAUUUAGAUAAAAAAAAUUUAAAAAGAACGGAAAUUGAUGACAAAUUUAAGAACAUUCAAGAUUUAUUAAAAAAGUAUAAAAGGAUUUUACUAGAGAAGAAGACCGUAAUGGAAACCAGAAAUAUUCAACAUUUCAAAUUAGAAAUCGAAAAUAUUGAUAAUGUUGUGACAUUAAUAUCAAAAAUUGAUGCUUUUAUCCUUUAUAAAAUUACUUCAAAGGAGCCAGUUACGAGCGAAAUUGAAGACAAAACAAAAAAUGAAAGAGAAGAAGAGUCAGUAAUUAAAAUAAAUAAAAAAUUAAAAGAAUAUUUAAGCGAAUUAGAAAACUCAGUUGAAAUAAAGACAAAUAUAAUAAUAAAAAUAAAAAAAUAUUUCAGUAAACUUUAUAAUUUAUUAGAAUAUAACGACUCAACAAACGACAAUACAAAUAAUCAAGUCCAUGGAGAUUUAAUGGAGCAAGAAAAAUUUAGAAGACAUUUGGAUACAAAAUCAGAAAAUUCUCAAAAAAAUAAUAUACUUGAAAAACGCUCACGAAUAAAUAACUUAAAAGAUUAUGCGAUUAAACAGAAGUUACAGAAGAUAAAACAGAAAAAUGAUGAUAAUAUUGAUAAUUUAAAAAGGAAUUUUAUUAAUAAUAAAAAUAAAUAUAACAAUCACCUUCAACAAGAUCCUCUUGAAAGAUGUUUCAAAAACGAUGCUUUUGAAAAUGCUAACCGUCAUAUUGAUAAUCAACAUUUUGUCCAAGAAUAUAAUAAAAUAAAAAAUGAUAAUAUCUAUAGAAAGCACUCUAAGAUUGGCGAUAUGGAAAAAUAUCAAAAUUUAAUACAAAGACCUGAAAGGAUAAAAAGAAACAUUAAAGAAUUGGUUAAAAUAGAUCUGAGAAGAGAUAGUGCAUCCGAGAAACAUUCAAAAGACGAUUUGACAAAUUAUGUAAAUGAAAGAAAGACGAAGCUGAAAGACGAUGUCAGAAGAGAAUUGUUGCGUCCAUUUAAUCCAAGAACUGAUAGCGACGAAAAUGAUUUUCUUGGCUUUUUCCGACGAGAUCCUGUCAAAGGAUUUCCUGAGGGUGACAUUUUUGUGACUGCAGAGGAUUCAUUAGAGCAAAAUGAUGAAGGUUACGAUUAUGUUAAAGAUAAAGACGAUAAUAAUGGUGAUUCAAAGAAGAAUACACAACACAAUCAAAAAUCGAUAUUAGACUAUGGAAAAGAUAAUACUUGGAUUGAAGAAAUUAAAGAUGAUCACUGCGAUUACAUGCCAAAUGAAUUUUUUGAAAAUAUAAAAUCAUCUAAUAUGAAAAUAAAAGAAAACUCCAAAAAUUAUGGUGAUCUAGGAGAAGCAGAAUUUCUUUCUAAAGUACAUAAUAACAAUAAUAAUAAUAAUGAUAAUAAAAUUGCUAUUACAGAAGUUAUUCAAAAACAGCCACUUAAUGAAGAAAACAAAAGACAUAUUGAAGAAACGAGAAUUCAACGAUUAGUUCAUCACUACGAUGAUUUAAAAAAACAGGAAUAUAAUCGGGAUACACUACAAUCAGUUUUUAGAUAUCCUUCGACGUCUUUUGAUCAAUUUCUUAAAAUACCAAAUUCCAAUAUUAAUUAUCAAGAAUCAAACGUAGAAUUUAAAGGAGCGAAAUUACAGAUGGAACCAGAAUCAAAAAUUACAAAUUCUUUUUAUCUACCUUCUGAAACUUCUGUCAAAUACAAUUAUAACGAUAAUUAUCAAACUUCAAGUAUGCAUUACGAUAUAUUAAAAGAUAAAAAUGGCUUUGAUAAAAACAUAGACAGUAAUGAUAAUAUUAAUGCAAAAGCAAGUGAAUAUUCUACACCUAGUAUGUAUGCAGAACAUUCUAUUUAUAAUAAAAUUUUUCAUAAUAAAAGAAAUAAAAGAAGCAAUUGGGAAAAACUUCGAAAGCUUUUUGUUAAAGAAAUGAUUCAAGAAGAUGAAGAAAACGCAAGAGAUUAUCAUUGUAGAGUCAUUCGAGAUUCUAAUUCGCCGAAAAAAGAUAAAAAUGAUAAUAUUUCAGUUAUACCUAUAGCCAGAGUUAUAGGUACUUCUUCAGAAAACAAAAAUGUGAAUGCAAACGUAGCACAAUUCCAGAAAGAUCUUACAGAAGAAGAGUACCAAGAAAUUAUGGCAGGAGAAAUACUUUCAAGUACAAGCGACAUUGAUCCUGAUUAUGAAGAAACUGAUACAACUACGAAAUCUGUAAUCACAGAAUUAAAAACAUUGGAUCAUAAACUGAGCGAGACAACGGAAGCGAUUGAUGUAACUUCAAUAUUAGGACUGGACAAUGUUUCCAAACAAUGUCAUAAUGAGAAGAAAUCUACUACUAAUCUAUUACCUGUGGACUCAGAUUCGAAACUUUCUCCAAAUAAUAAUAAUAGUGUUAAAUAUAUCACAAAAAAAAUGUUUUUUCGUACCCUACCAGAAAUCCAAUCAGAAAACAAGACAAAAACGUAUGAUUCUCACCAAAUUAUUUCUAAAAUUUCUUCAGAAAAUAAGGAUCCUCAGGAAAAAUUUACUACCUCGACUACUAACAAUGCCCAAAAAAGAACCUUACAUAACGAAAAAAUACAAGAACUCAUCAACAAAAAGAAAAAAUCCGACAAUUCAAUCUAUUCAACAAUUACCGAAGAUCAGAAAAACAAAAAAGGGCACAACAAUAAUUAUAAAAUGGAAUUAAAGUCAACCAAUCUUCUUCAAGAAACAACAAAAGGAAUUGUCGAGCAAGUAACAACGGAAACGAUUUUAUUAAAGCGAGCAGCAAAUACUGCAAGCGAUAACAUAAAAUCGAAUGAAUCAAUAACAAAAUCAAAGUUAUUACAAAACACAGAAGAUAAUCAAAAUAGUGAAUCUGUUUGGAUGCAAUUGGGGAAAGAUGCAAACACGAGAAGAUUAAAGAAUAUACUGCAAAAUCUUCCUCGAACAUCGUUAGAAGGACUUAGCAGAUACGAAAAAAGUUUGACCAAACGCACAGAACAGAUUGAUAAGCUGAAAGAAAAAUUAUAUGCAAGACGGGAGAAAUUAUUGCAUCAAUAUCAAGAUGAGCUAACAAAAAUUGCUGACGAACAGAAAAGAAAUUUGAAGAGAAGAGAAGCAUGGGAAAGAUUUCGUGGCAAUGAUGAUUUUCAUCAAUUGAUCAAUCCAAAAUUUAUUGGAAUACUGUUAGAUAAUGAUAUUACCUACAAAGAUGACGAUGUUACCUAUAAAGAUGAUAAUGAAAGUUGUUUAAUUCUUAUCGAGUUUAUUCCUAAACAAUAUAAGAAUAUUAUAAAUGUUCUUCGAAAUUUAAUCGAUAAUGAUGAAGAACUAGCAGAAACGUCUAAAUCAUCGGAAUUCUUCGAUCGUGAAGACAAUCAAGAUUGUCAGUAUUCCUCAAAUACAAUUGAAGAUGAACAAGAAGAAUCAACAGAAACUAUUUCUACACCUUUUGAUCAAAAAGUCUUCAUAAUUGACCCUUCGACAUAUUAUGAUGGUGAACCAAUUUUACAGGAGAACAACGUAAAAUCAAAAAUUAAAUCUCAAAUUCAAUAUCCAAAAUGGACAUUAAGAGAUAUUCAUGAAGUUUUUACAAAAUUGAAAUCUAGUAAAGCCCAACAUCAAGUUUCUAAAUCACAAGAAUACAUAGAAAAAUUGCCAAUCAAGGAUUAUUAUAAUCAAGAACAUUCUAAUAGUUUACAUGUUCUAGAUAAGCAAAGACAAUACGAUCUAUCAAAAAAACUCGCAGCACUUGCACAAGAAUGGUUAAUUUCUCUUAAUCAAAGGGAUGUCAAUCAAGCUAGCAAUAAAGAAACAGAUAAAUUAAACGAUGUGCAUAAAAAUCUUAAAGCAGAUAAAGAUAAUUUGAAUUCGACAAACAAAUGA
Acromyrmex echinatior (Panamanian leafcutter ant) is the source of this 5424-nucleotide messenger RNA. RefSeq lists its product as uncharacterized. NCBI's taxonomy places the organism in Eukaryota, Metazoa, Arthropoda, Insecta, Hymenoptera, Formicidae. The record is from RefSeq and is a predicted model, not a curated record. Gene Ontology annotation, cellular component: extracellular matrix.